CUGUUGUAUGUUUUUUUUCUGUAUUUGUUUCUAUUCAUGACUGUUUCUUAUAUAUACCACUAUACCUACUAGUAGAUUUAGUUAUAUAUCCGUCCACCGUCAUACGAAGACAAACCACUACCUCCACAUCUUAGGUUGGAACACCAUGAUUCUCACCUCUUUCCUGGCCCUGGCUAUCCUCGGGUUAGUCAAUGGACUCGCCCUCCAAAGACGGUUCGAUAAUGGCGACUUUCCCACUGGCGAGACCGACCCCAAUGUGACCAGUGCAUGUACCUACUGGGCCAACUCUAUCGAGUCAACGGAUACCUGUGCGGGCCUUGAGAGUUACUAUGGGAUUACAGUCGCACAGUUGGCUUCCUGGAAUCCCUCUCUAUCAACCACUGACUGCACCCUCACGGAGGGAUGGAGUUACUGCGUCGCAGCGCCCACAGCGGCAACCACCAUCGCAGCCACGAGCGCUGUGUCUACCUUGUCUUCCUCGUCUUCCUCCCUUCCGACAACAACGACUUCGGUCACAAAUACGGCAAGUGACCCUUCGCCAACCCAAACCGGCUUAAUCUCGACCUGUGAUGCCUUUUAUUACGUGCAGCCCGGGGAUUCUUGCUGGGCGAUUGCCAACUCGUAUGGCAACUUUACACUCGACCAGUUCUACUCCUGGAACCCGGCCGUCAAGACUGACUGCUCCAGACUGCAGCCAGACUAUUAUGUUUGCAUCGGUGUCGCUGGGUCCACGGCCGCCUCAUCGACAACGCUUCCUGCUACUACUACCUCAUCCACCACCCCGACCGGAUCUUACUUGCCCCAGCAGACUGGAAUUGCAUCCAACUGUGAUGAAUACUACUACGUACAAUACGGCGACACCUGUUCCGCCAUUGCUACCAACCACGACAUCAGCCUGAGCGAUUUCUACGCUUGGAACCCGGCCGUCGGUACAACCUGUAGCAGCCUGGAUGCCGACUACUGGGUCUGCGUGGGAGUAUCUGAGCAUCUCUUCUUUCUUCCUUCAAUUUCCAAAACCAGGGCAUGGUACAAUCCAUGA
Molecule: messenger RNA, 1039 nt
Organism: Aspergillus ibericus CBS 121593
Lineage: Eukaryota; Fungi; Ascomycota; Eurotiomycetes; Eurotiales; Aspergillaceae
Exons: 5
Coding region: 146-1039 (297 amino acids)
Source: RefSeq, a predicted model, not a curated record